UAAUAACAAUGUCGUCGUCGUCGUCUUCUUCUUCUCCACCGCCAUGGGAGGCGCUCCAGAUCCUCGGACCCUACAUCGACGACCCCAAAACCCUAGCGACCGCCUCCUGCGUCUCCUCCUCGUGGCGCGCCGCCUUCUCCGGCGACCACCUCUGGGCCCGCAUCUGCUCCUCCUCCUACCCCUCGCUCUCCGCGCUGCACCUCCACGGCAAUCCCAGCUCUCGCCCGCGAGCGCUCUUCUCGGCGCUCCGCUCCGCCAAGCGCCGCCGCCUCCGCGGCCCCCCGAAGCCCCGCCUCGCGCUCCGAGACCUCAUCUUCACCCUCGACGUCUACCGCUGCAGCGGUGGCGAUGGCGAGAGCUUGCUCUCCUUCGCGAAGCCCGGAGAUGAGCUCGCGCUGAAAAGCGGCGGAAUUUUCCUCUUCGAGGUCGAUUUGACGGCCGGCGGCAAUGCUGCGGCGGCGGUGAAUUGUAGAGAGGAGAUGAAGGUCGUGUGGACGGCGGUCAAGGUGGGAUGCGCUUGCGACGUCGGUGGUGAUGUCGGCGCUUUUUCGAUGAUGGAAUGCGCGGCGAAAGGGCGGGCGGUGGGCGGGAGCGGGCUGUGGUUCGCGGAGAAGCUGCCCGGCCCGCCGUGCUGCAGCUCCAUCGCGGCGGAGGUCGGCGGGGCGGAGGCGGAGGUGGGGAUGGGGUUGGGGGGUGGGGAUGGGGAGAAUAGGGUGGUGGAGAGGGUCAGUCUGGGGUUGCUGAGCGGAGCGAGCUGUAGGUACGUAGGACUCGACGACGGAUUGCUUUAUUUACAGCAUUUUCUGUUUUAGUAGUAGGUUUUUUUUUUUUUUUUUU
Ananas comosus (pineapple) is the source of this 837-nucleotide messenger RNA. RefSeq names its product probable F-box protein At5g04010. The record is from RefSeq and is a predicted model, not a curated record. The coding region runs from base 9 to 812 and encodes 267 amino acids. Gene Ontology annotation, biological process: SCF-dependent proteasomal ubiquitin-dependent protein catabolic process; gibberellic acid mediated signaling pathway. Lineage: Eukaryota; Viridiplantae; Streptophyta; Magnoliopsida; Poales; Bromeliaceae. Gene Ontology annotation, cellular component: SCF ubiquitin ligase complex. Gene Ontology annotation, molecular function: protein binding. The transcript has a single exon.